Molecule: messenger RNA, 2181 nt
Organism: Megalops cyprinoides (Indo-Pacific tarpon)
Lineage: Eukaryota; Metazoa; Chordata; Actinopteri; Elopiformes; Megalopidae
Product: arginyl aminopeptidase (aminopeptidase B)
Exons: 11
Coding region: 110-1990 (626 amino acids)
Biological process (GO): proteolysis
Molecular function (GO): zinc ion binding; metalloaminopeptidase activity
Source: RefSeq, a predicted model, not a curated record
UACGCAUUACGGGGAGUACCAUUCUGCUAUCGCUCAUUAGCACUGCCGUUCUGUCGAUGAGUGUUCCAUAUCGAAAUCGCUUCAUCUCGCUUCGUCGUUUCUCGCAGAAAUGGAGAGUUCUCUGACUUUGCACUCCGACCGGGCAGAAGAUGUGGCCACUUCUUCCAGCUUCCGGCAGUUCCAGAUCAGACACUUCCACCUCGAUCUGAGCGUGGAUUUCGAGCAGAGAAAAUUGCAGGGCACCGUGACACUGCAAGUGAAAUGCAUUCAGGACAGCCAGAGCGAGCUUCACCUGGACAUUCACCCUUCGCUCGGACUGCAAGAUAUUUCACUCAGCUCCGGGAAAGACGGCUGUGAGUGUGCUAAAGUGGAAUUUCUCACACGAGACUUCACCAGUUACGGGAGUACACUGGUUGUGAAAUUUACUUCACCCUGGAAAAGCGAGGAUGAAUUCCGUCUAGCAAUAAAGUAUGUGGCUUCCGACGGACCGGGGAUGUCGUGGCUGGAGCCGGCUCAGACCGCUGAGAAGAAGCGGCCUUACCUCUACACCUCCGGUUUCCCCGUGCUGAACAGGAGCCUGUUCCCAGGCUUCCACACGCCUAUGGUCAAGAGCCCCUGCUCGGCCACGGUGCAGGUGCCAGAGGGAUUCACAGCUGUGAUGAGCGCCACCAGGUGGGAGCACAGAAAGGCUGACCACACCUUCCUGUUUUCCAUGGAACAGCCCAUCCCCUCCUACCUGGUAGCCUUGGCUGUGGGAGAUCUGGUUUCUGCUGAGGUGGGGCCCAGGACCCGCGUGUGGACAGAGCCCUGUCUGCUGCAGGCCGCCAAGCAGGAGUACGAUGGUGUGAUCGAGGAGUUCCUGGCUGUGGGGGAGAGACUGUUUGGACCGUAUGUCUGGGGAAGGUAUGAUGUGCUGUUCAUGCCCCCCUCCUUUCCAUUCGGGGGCAUGGAGAACCCCUGCCUCACCUUUGUCACUCCCUGCCUGCUUGCUGGGGACCGCUCGCUGGCCGAUGUCAUCGUGCACGAGAUCUGCCACAGCUGGUUUGGCAAUCUGGUCACCAACGCCAGCUGGGGGGACUUCUGGCUCAAUGAGGGCUUCACCAUGUAUGCCCAGCGCCGAGUCUGCAAGGAGAUCCAUGGGGAGGCCUACACCAGCCUGGAGGCAGCCACAGGCCGAGCCCUCCUUCGCCAACACAUGGAUAACACUGGGGAGGACCACCCACUCAACAAACUGCGGGUCAAAAUUGAACCAGGUGUGGAUCCUGAUGACACCUACAAUGAGACGCCAUACGAGAAGGGUUUCUGCUUUGUGUCCUACCUGGCGCACCUGGUCGGUGAUCAGAGCCGCUUCGACGCCUUCCUCAAGGCCUAUGUUGACAAAUUUAAGUUCCGGAGUGUGAUGGCAGAGGAUGCCCUGGAGUUCUACCUGGAUUAUUUCCCUGACCUGAAAGAGAAGGGAGUGCAUAAGAUCAAAGGGUUGGAGUUUGAGAGCUGGCUGAAUGUGCCUGGUUGGCCGCCCUACCUGCCGGACCUGUCCCCGGGUCAGAGCCUGAUGGAGCCUGCGGAUCGGCUGGCUGACCUCUGGGCAGCAGACAACCUGGACAUGGGGGCCAUCUGUAAGAUGGACAUCCAGCCUUGGAAGACCUACCAAACCAUCUACUUUCUGGACAAGAUCCUUGAGAAGUCUCCAUUGCCUAGAGGCAACAUUGAGAAGCUGGCAGAGCAGUAUCCCCACAUUGUGAAAUCCAACAAUGCUGAGCUGCGCCUGCGCUGGGCCCAGAUUGUCAUCAAGAACCAGCACCAGCCAGGAUAUCAGCACGUCCGGGCCUUCCUCAGCUGCCAGGGGAAGCAGAAGUACACCUUGCCCGUGUACCGAGCCAUGUGGAAUGGGUCCGAGGAGACCAGGGCCCUGGCCACUGAGAUCUUCUCCACCACCUCCCAGCAGCUUCAUGUCAAUGUUCGUAACUACGUCAAGAAGAUCCUCACUUGAGAGCAGAAUGGAACACGGUGUGUGUAAUGCACCUCACACACGGAUCUGGGCGAAUCUUCGUUUGGACGGGCUCUGCUCUCAUGGCAGACUUUCAAUUAUAGCGAUGAAAGCAAAGUACUCAGUGAUUCAUUAUCACAAAAACAGAGAAUUUGAAUCCCUCUGAAUUUUGUAUCCAAUGAAAUAAAACAUGG